Caenorhabditis angaria is the source of this 642-nucleotide messenger RNA. NCBI's taxonomy places the organism in Eukaryota, Metazoa, Nematoda, Chromadorea, Rhabditida, Rhabditidae. The record is from the annotation of a GenBank genome assembly.
AUGGAUGACAAAUUGGUGAGUUUUAAAAUUUUUUAUAUUUUUUUUGGGGGCGAAAAACCAAAAAAUUUGUACUGUACAUAAAUAUUGACUAAGAAAUUUUGUUUUGAAAAAAAUUGAAUUUGAAUAAAUGAGUCAGUGUCCAUAAAAACUGUAUUCUUUUUUUUUGGCAAAAAAAAUGAUAAACAAGAAAAUAUUUUGGGCUUUUGUGAAAGAAAAAAAGAUAUCUAAACAGGUUUUCAAUUUCUUUGAUGAUUUUUGAAAUCUUAUUCUGUAGAAGCUUCGAAUAUUUUCCCGCUCGAGAGCGCGCAUUUUAUAUUCGACAUUUUCCACUAGAGAAAAAAACAGCCGCAUGGCCUAGUGGUGAACACUUCUGCCGAGCUUUUGCGUGACCCAGGUUCGACCCCCACCCGGCGCCCAAGUUUUUUUUUAUUUUUUCAGGAACCAGUCUCAUCACAACAAUUAUCCGACGCUCUAAAUCUAGUAAAAAACGGCCAAUAUCCAAAAUCCAAUCUUCGAUUGUAUUUCUUCGUCAUUGUUUUGGCUCUCCUAAUAUCCUAUUCGAUUGCACUUUAUAACCGGGAAUCAUUAUGUAAUGCGAUAAAAAUCGAUGAAGAUGAUGCUUUUGUUGAAAAAAAUGUCUGA